Molecule: messenger RNA, 552 nt
Organism: Symbiodinium necroappetens
Lineage: Eukaryota; Dinophyceae; Suessiales; Symbiodiniaceae
Source: the annotation of a GenBank genome assembly
AUGGGCCCUCGUGUGCCUGGUGUCAGCAGAAGCGGAGUCUUCGUUUCGCGUGUUGGGCCCUGGGCUUACGUCUUUCGAAUGGUCUGCCUCCUCGUCGGCACCGUCUUCCUGAUGGCGACCGCUGUCAUUCUCUGGCGCGAUGGAUGGAGCUCUUUGCUGUAUGUCGGUUUCUUAGACCUCUAUGCUGUGGUGUCCAUCAUGAUCGGGCUGGGCUUCUCGGCCCCCAGCAGCUUAACGCUGGUUCAGCGCAACGAGCCCUGGCAGGUGGAGAUCCGUCGGAGGUUUCGCUCAGACAAGACUUUCCCCCUGGCAAGUCUGUCUGGUCUUCUGGAGGUGCGCGAUCGAGCGGUUAGCUCUGGAACGACAGUCGGAUACUCCACAGGGACACCUUCCUGGGAGUUGACAUUUCCUGGGGAGAGUUGGAUCAUCACCCUCGAAGAUCACAUGGGAUUCCUGGAGUACCUUGCCAACGUCUGUGAGAGCUCCAACCAUCGGUUGACGCAGAACUUGAAGCACCAGCUGGGCUUGAUAAGACGCGGGGUUCCACUGUAG